AUUUUGUUGCCGCAGAACAGGAGUCGAUUUGGUUCGUUGGGUUGUGUAGUUUUGUCGAUGUGUUGAAGGUUUGGAAAACAGGUCAUUUAUCAUUUUAUUUAUGUCUUAAAUUCUCUUAACAUGGCUGCAAAUCUCCCUUACGAAAUAAGCAAGUUUCAAGAGCAUUCGCGGCUUCUAAAGCAAAUAAAGCGAGAUACAAACAGAUACUUUCAGGAAAUUCAAGACUCAGGGCAGUUCAGCGAAGAUGUUCUUGCUGCCUACUUUCCGGAAAACGAAUAUCAGUCGUUGGCAAGAGUCUGCGAGAAACCUCCAACGAUUAUUGUCAUCGGACAAACAUGCUUUGCUAAAGUCUGCGUGAUAAACGAACUCCUUGGCGAACCUGUCCUUCCAGUGGUCGGAGAACUCGAUAGUCGGACAUCAUGGCGGAUGAUUCGAAUAAAGUAUGGGAAUAUUUCAAACGUGAGCCUAGUUUUACCGGAUAGUUUUGAACUAGCAGCGAACCUAGAUGCUUAUGAAGGUUCAUGGGAAUGUGUACCAAGAGCAGACCUCGAAUUAACGGAGGUCGAAAGAGACGAUCCCGCCAUGGCCAGCGCAGUUGCAGAGGUUUCGUUGAAUCAUCCCUUGUUGAAAGCAGGCGCCGAGUUAGUUUGUUCCCCAAGCAACCAGGAAGGCGAUGUAGAAAAUAUAUUUCGAGCCUGUUGCGAGGAUGUUCUUCCAAUCGUUCUUUACGCCAUAGAGUUUGAUAUCUUGACAGAAAAGGUUGGUAAAGUCUUAUGUUUCGUCAAUGUGAAACUUCAUCUAAUUGUUGUUGUUGCGUGGUAAUGGGUUUGAUUCCGUCCGCGCGUGGUUGAGCAGGUUCUGCUGUGUAAAUGAUACAUAGCGUACGAAACUAAUCGAAAUUAAUCUAAGGACUUUGUUCUUUGAAUAUUGUUCGAAACGAACUUUUAUUGAAAAUUGCCCAAUCAUGUAAUUGUAAUUAUUCUCAUUUGAAGUCUGCGCGAAUUGACCUUUUCCUCUGACAGUACAUCAAUGUACAAUGUUUGUUUCGCCUUUUGCCUGAGUAGACGAAGCUUUCAUCGUGCUUUGUUCUGUCAAACUCAUAGCAACUCCUGGAGAAAUGGCCACUUAAAGAUCAUAAAUAACUCUUGUUAAAAAUACAAUGACGCAUACACUAACUUAUGUUCUAUUGACUGAAUAUUUAACCAUGCAUGGACUAAUGUGAGGUCUUGGCAUAAUGUCAAAUUCUCCUUUCGUUUCGCAAGCAAAUAUGGGGCAAGUUAGAAAAAGAAUCUAGCAUUUUCGAGCUUUUUCACUCACACUCCUUCGAUUAUUCCGAAACGGUCAUGAACAAUUUUGUGACUUGAAGCACUUUCAAAAUUUAACCGAUUUUUGCAGUUGGACCGUGACAACUACUAUUUAAUAAUCAAGAUUGCAUAAGCUAUGUCUGUCUUUUGAUAACUUUGACUUUGACUCUGUUUCUGGUUAAAACCAGCUUUCGAGACAGAUUACAAUCCAGGAAAAUCUAGUUUUUAUGCCCUGAAGGUUUUAGUUCGGCUCGAUUUCCAUGUCCCAAUUUUUUUUUCAACCCAUACUUAAUGAACUGUUAUAACUGUGGGACAUUUAGCAGAGAAUUUAGUGAACUUGAAAUAUUUUUCCUUGAGGUGUUGAAUACCUGUAGGAAUUUUGGAUGAGGCAAAUUUAAAAUUGCUGUAAGGGGAAAAUCCUUGAUAAUGAAUAAAAGUGUUAUCCCUCCGUAGUAAACACUUAGCUGUAAAAAUGUCAUGUAUGUGUGCUGCUGGCAAGGAUACAUUUAUCUUUCUUGUAUUUACAUUUGUCUACUUCUGCUUCAUGUAGGACAAAUCAGAACUCCUUCAGGUGAAAGCUCUAGCUCCAGACAUGGCAGUGUUUUUUGUCAAGUGCAAUAGAAAUCCACCUGCUGAACUUACAGAUUCCAUGACAGAAUCUGGGCGCAAUGAGGUCCUUGAUAACUUGAGUGAGAAGGAUGAUGGCUUAGCUCCUGGACUCGUUAAUGUAGAGAAAACUGUAACUGGUGAAGAAAAAUCAAAGACUAGUAAGACAAGGCUAUUUGAACAGCUCUGUGAGUUGAAAUACUUGUCAUUAGAAGAAAACAAUGACAAGUUACUAGACAGAGGUUCACAGUCAACAAACUCUUCUAUCUUGGCAGCCACGCGGCCUAAAUCAAAUCUUAUUGAAGACUUUUCCCUUUUUCCCUGUUUUUUGCUUUUUGUGCGACAAGUACUUCAGUACAAUGUGGUCUGGGCAGCAACAGUUCUGAAUGAAGCACAUGUCAGAGUUCUUGGCAUGUUCAUCACUACCGCAUUCAACAUGGCCCGGGACAUGGUCAUCACCCCUCGAAGACUGGAUUAUGCUCGAGAGAAAGAAGAAGACCUGUAUAAAGCCCUUAUGGAGAGUGCCAGUAGAAAGCAGGAGGAAAUUAAGGACCUUAUACACUCAGCUAUUUCCUCACUUACAGAACAAGUAUUAAAAGAAGUUGAGGAGUUGAAAUUUGAAGGAGUAAAACUUGUUGCAGACGAAGAACUUGCAAAUCCUAAAGAUCUUCAGUACUGCACAACUGUCAUUCAAGAGCUUGUUCUUGCAAGAAUCAACAAUUCUGUGGCCCAAGGGUUGAUCAGUUCUGUUCGGUAUCUGCAAGAUAAUUUUGUUGGGACUCUAAAAAGGUGCAUUGAGAGCUUGGAAAAGAUGGAUUUAGAAGGAAUCCAUGAGAAUGGAAUAUCUGCAACAUCAUCCCUGAGACAUGUGAGUACUUUGUACAAGUUGCCAUCCUCUAAGUUCUCUCUAAAGCUUCUUCUUAUCUUGUCUUCUUCGUGAAUUUGCUCUUAUUAUUUCCAUGAUUACUUGAUUAAACUGGAAAUAUUUUGGUAAAGCACUGUGGGUUGGGAAGCAUUGGCAACAAGGGUUAUUUGGUAGGUUAAGAGCUAUAUAGGUGUAGAGCCAUCGAAAAGUUGAUUUUGCUUGGCUUUUUUUGCCCUGGUUUAGUAAGCAAUGUGUUGUGGGUCGGGAAUUUCAUAGAUCUAUUAAACUGUUGCUACUUUACACAACAUGGUUAAAAUUGUUGGCCAGGUGGAAUGUUAACCUUGCAUUUUUUUUUUGUAAUUUAUUAAGUUGGUUGCUAGGACACUGCAUAAGCUGUAGGGAACUAUAGAGUGUUUUCACUCACCUGGCCAGCAUAUAUGCCUAUUUAUUAUAACAGAAGAAAGCAUUUCCAUAAGAAAAGAGUUCAACUCCCAGGGGACUUGUUUGGGACACCAAGAUGGCCGCCGUUUCAUUGUUUUGGGACGCCAAUAUGGCCGCCAUGACGUCAUGUGAAAACACUCUAUAGUAUGCCCUUUUGCCACUUAAGAAACAAGAAAGAAACUAGGCCAAGCUCACCUUCGCCAAGACUUCUGGUACUGUUAAUAGGGACAGGGGAAGAAAUUGGUGAAUACAGUGUAGAAACAAUGCAGGGAGCUUUUCGGCUCCAGUUCUCUUUUUGUCACUAAAGUGGCGAAUGUUCUCCUUUCUGGGGUUCAUGCUUUUGGAAGUUUCAAAGUUAAACUAUUAGCUAUUGGAGCAAUCCUGACCUUCAUGCACAUGAACUUAAUUACAGCUGUACUUGUAAAUUAGGCUGAUACAUGUUAGCGAUGAUGGUGCAUAUAUGUCAAUUCUCCCAGAUUGUCCGGGAGUAUCCUGGCUACAGAUAGCAUGCAUUUGAUAGCAUGUAAUUCAUGUAAGACUUAAUAUAAUGUCCUAACCCUUGGAGGCCGGGUCAUUUGUGGGGUGGGGGCGGGGGGAAGAGUUGGUGGGGCAGUUGACAUUCCGGGAGGGUUGGGGCAAAAUAGAGUCUCCAGAUUUUAGAUCUUUGGAGAUUGGCUUCUCUGAAGUUGGAAAUUAUGUUAACCCUUGGAAUUUUUUAGUUAAAUAUAAUUUAUGGAGUUGGUUGCUAGGACACUGUAACAGUAGUUAAUUUUAGUAUGCCCAUGUUCUCCUGUAUGUUCGACCAGGUUAUUCACUAUGGCUUAGCAAAUGCAUAGACUAGCUUUGAAAAGCCCAAAAUGGGUAGUUUUGUGCUUAGUUAGCACAUUCCGAAAGUGUUGAAAGGUGAAAAGACAAGUCACUUAUGAUUGUGAUUUCAAUCAUCAGGUGUUGGACUCUGCAUAUCAAAUUGAGGUCACAGUGCGAGCGAGCUCCUCACUUGCUCGACUUUUGUGGGAAAAGAUGAAGCAGGCUAUCCAAACACUGCCAGGUCAAGCCCCUCCUAAGGUAGAUGGUGCCUGGAAAAGAAAAGUAGCACAAGACAUGCUGACAAGUCUGAGUGAAACUCGACUGGCAAGACAUAUUUGCUCACAGUUCAGACUACGCCUGCAGAGAUCCCACGAAGCUUUUGCCACCUCGCUACGAAUACUUGAAGCUCACCACUGUGGAAGACUUGAAAGAACCGAGGAGAAGCGGAUGAGAGUCCGAAAAUGUCAUGCUCCCAAAAUUGCAAGACUUGCUCUAGAAAGUACUUCACUGAGAGAUGUAGUGGUGUUUGGGAUGCCGCAGAUGGGUCGGGAAGUUGGACGGGGCCAAUAUGGGGUUGUGUAUUCUUGCGAACGGUGGGCUGGCCAUCAUCCCUGUGCUAUCAAAUCUGUCGUUCCUCCUGAUGACAAGCACUGGAAUGAUUUGGCCUUAGAAUUUUAUUACACAAGGUAAAUCCAAUGAUACAGCUGUACAAUGUGCCCUACGUGGAUUGGCUAUACCAGUAAUUUUCCUUUGUUGUGGGAAUCUCAGUUGUCUGACCUCUACUGGUAAUAAUUCUUCCCCUCUGUUUAUCAUUUCCCCACUUCUCACUACCCCCAUUCUACCCCCCCCUUGUGUUUACAAUCCAGGGGUAAGUAGUAAGUUUUAGGAGGUAGAACAGAGUACCGCCACCAGUGUACUCUGAGUAUAGUACCCACCUUCAAGCAACAGGCCAACUCUCAAUUUAACUUUCCCUGCCUACUCAACCUUGGGCAGCCUUCUACUGGGAUAAAAAAUCUAAUGAAAAAAAAAACUGUCAAAAAUAUACCAAACAGUGGACCUAAUGCAAUGUACAUGUGUACUCUGCCCAGUUUUUGUUAAUGGCCUGUACAGAUGAAAUCAAGUGUAUCCAAUACAUAGCUUUAAUAGGUUACUUUAAUUUCACAAGCCACAUAGGAAUUUGACGCUCAUAACACAACAACUGGAAACCUAGUCUGCUUCGCAGAGAUAAUUUAACUCCAGUAAGUACAUGUACAUGUAAUGUCUGCAAAGCAGUGCAAACAUACUUUUUCUUGGCACCCUACCGACUCAACAAAUUACCAGAAGUGCAUUUCGAAAAUCCUUUCAACUUGAUUGGCAAAUUGACAAUGGCUUUUUUAACAGGCCAGUCAUGGUGAGUACUCAAAUCCUGGUACACAGUUGAGGCCCAGAACAAGGAUUUCGUUACUGAUUCAUAGAUGGACUUAACCAGAGUUUAUUUUAAGGUGUGGCACAGGCUAUUGAAAAUCUUGAUAAAUCACAUAAUUAAUGGUAGUUUAACCCACAUUGCCUGAUAUGUACUGUUUAUUCACGCCAGGUCCAUUCCAAAGCACAGCCGUAUUGUGUCAAUCGUAGGAUCGGUGAUUGACUACAGUUAUGGUGGAGGGAGCUCCCCAGCCGUCCUGCUGGUCAUGGACAGGUUACAGCGAGAUCUGUACCAGGGGAUCAAGACUGGACUCAACUACCGAGGGAGACUGCUGGUUGCCCUUGAUGUGGUCGAGGGAAUUCGCUUUCUGCAUAGUCAAGGAUUGGUUCAUCGUGACAUCAAGCUUAAGAAUGUCUUGGUAAGCACAGCUGCAUACUGUACGUGUAGUUAUAUCAUUGAUUCAGUCUCCAUGUGUAGUAAUUAUUGAUCAUGCCAAGGGAGGAUGUAUGAAUUGUGUGGGUUUCAGUCAAGUCACUUGAAAGUCAUCUCGCCUAAAGUCAUGUCGCCCGAAACCAAAUUUUUGUUACGUGAAACUUAUAGUAAGGUCUAUCCAAAUGUCGGCUCCAGAAAGUAAGGGGUUAGAUUUUCAAGAAACUGCGCUGUGUACUCCAAUAGUCGAGUUUUAUCAACUUGGUUGCCACCAUGAAAAGAUUCAGCAGCUGACGUUUAGAAUGCUACAGGUAGCCUUUUGUCAGAGUGUAAGGCUUGGGUGGCCUGUGUAGCAGGCGUUCGAAGGGGAAAGGGGGACUCUGGCGAGGUAACAAGCGCGUUAAGUAGGAAUGGUUACGCGUACUUCCCCGCUUCCCUCGCGCCUGAAUUUCCUCCUCCCCUUCCUUUUCAAACGCCUGCCACACAGGCUAAGUUUCGGGUUAUCUUCUUUGUGGGAUAACAGAGGUCUCUAUUAGAUCUUUCAUAGAAUGUUGGCUUAUAUAGAGUGAUUGUUGGGAUGUUGACCCGAGAGGGAUUAACAGCACAAACUGAGAAUAUGAGGUUUUGUUAAGGAAUUGUUGGAUCAUAAUUGGGUGAACAGAGUUAAGGGCACAGUGCUGUGUGUCCUAAUAUUGUUUCCUUGCUUUUCAGUUGGAUGCUAGGAACCGUGGUAAGAUCACAGAUUUGGGAUUCUGUAAGCCAGAAGCCAUGAUGUCUGGCUCGAUCGUAGGCACUCCAAUACAUAUGGCACCCGAACUGUUUUCUGGUCGUUAUGACAACAGCGUGGACGUGUAUGCGUUUGGUAUUCUAUUUUGGUAUAUCUGUGCCGGCACUGUACGUCUCCCAUUAGCGUUCGAGCAGUGUGCAAGCAAAGACCACCUCUGGUCGGCCGUUCGACGCGGAGUCCGACCCGAACGUUUAGCGAACUUCGACGACGAUUGUUGGACUUUGAUGGAGGCGUGCUGGAGUGGGGACCCGAGCGGCCGACCGCUUCUCGGAAUUAUUCAGCCGAAGCUGAUUGAAAUCAUCAAGAGGGCAGAGACCCGCCGCGGAAACUCGGUUAAGCAACGCCAGCAAAGCAGGUCUUUCCAUGAGCUUGAAGUUCUUUAAUGAGAAAGUCUCGCUUGGACGAUGAACUAGGAGUCUGACAGUGAUCAGCUAAAUGUGGGGCCGGAGGUGUACAUUUUGUCCUCUCAGAGUUUGAUGGAAGGUCAACUCAGAUUAUUUUCUUUUGGUGUUAUUUUGGAUAACAUGAAGAAGAUGAGAAACGUUUGGAGGAAGAAGCACCUCAACAACCUACUUGCAUGUACUGGUACAAAGCUAUUAUCGACUGAAUAAAAAAGUUCGUCAGUUAUCGUAAUUAAGCUCAUGUUUAAUCUCAUGGGUUUAUCAAUAUUAAAAACUCGAGAUUGUGCUCAUUCAUUUUCUUUGUUCUCCUUUUUGGGCAGAAUGGGGCAUUUUUUACGCUUUUAUAGAAUAAACCACGAAUCUUUCAAGAGUUUGUGUUAAGCAGGAACGUAAACUUGAGUAAACAGGGAGACAAAAAUAUUUACCUUUUAUUCUAAAAUGGGAGAAGCUUGAUUAAGUAAAACUCAUGUUUGCCUACGUAAUUCUUAAAUUACGUUAAAUCCUAGAGUACCUCUUAAAAUUUUACGGCGACUUAAGUAACUUGGCCCCCUUUGUUUACGAUCGUUGGCGCGUCCAUUCGACGAGUUGUUGAAAAUGAUCGAGGAAUGUCUGUGACGUGUGCACGGAAUGGAAAUUGAUCGUAAUUUUUUGAGAACGUCCCUGAAUAAUGAAGAAGGUUUUGUUUUACGAUAUGAUGGUGAGUCUCGCAGAAGAACAAAUUUAGCGGUGGUCUUAAGUACUCAAAUUAAUUGUUAGCUCAAAGUAAAUUUUACGUCCAGUCCGUACUGCGCAGGCUCAACGAGUUUAUAUGGGUUUUUUUUUUUGUCUGGAAAACUAAUUUCUUUAUGUAUGGUUUCAUAAAACGUACCAAUUCGUGACGUCUUACAGAAAGUGAACUAGUUGUUGUCUUCCGCCAUCUUAACCUGCGAUGUAAAUUUUACUUUUCGGGUGGCGAGAAGCGACGAACGGGAAAUACGUCCGUGGAUCUGAGCUUUUCUCGCUGUGAAAUUGAAGAAAGAAACAUUGAAGUCGCUUCGCAGCCAGGAUGUGAUAAUAUCUCCAUGUGUACAAAUGAUGUACUGAGUUAUGUUUACGGGAAACUAUCUUGUGAUCGUAAAACAAUUCAAGUCUGAGCCUGCGCAGUACGGACUGGGAAUUAACUUCAACGUGUUAUUAUUAUUACUUUUUUAUGCCAAUCAAAAUCCGCACUAUGGUAUGAUGCGAUGUGUCGGUCGUUAGUGUUUUCUCGUAUCAAAUUGCACUAGUGUGAUAUGUUAAUAUACCUGGAACUUCACUUCAAAGAGAAACAAACUUGUAGGCUCUAAAGACGUUCCAGCUUAAUCUAGGUUUUGGAAUUGAAUGUGUAAAUAUUGGAGCAUCGGUCUAUUGCGAUGAAAAAGAAUAUUAUAUUUUUAAUAAAAUAUACUUGAGGGUUUUGCCUCUAGCGUAAAAGUACAUAAGCUUGGGAUCGGGGGAAUAAUGGAAGUCAUUUAUAUUUUGCUAUAACUGUUUAAUAAUUACAAAUCAGAAGUCCAUGAAUAUAGUGUAUAAAUCUCGCUGAUAAGUUAUUAAACAAAAUUCUCGUGCC
Porites lobata is the source of this 8630-nucleotide messenger RNA. Lineage: Eukaryota; Metazoa; Cnidaria; Anthozoa; Scleractinia; Poritidae. The record is from the annotation of a GenBank genome assembly.